AUGAGCAGCAGCAAUCACGGCGAAGACAAAAACAACGGCGAGACCGAAUCCAAGAACAUUUUGACCAGUGGGGAAUCUGAAAAUAGGCACUUAUCCUCACCAACUGAGAUGUCUAUUCCUUCCAAGCAACAACACCAUGUCUCAUCAAGUGUUUCAGACGGAAAUUCCCCAAAAGCGCUUACAUGUAUAACAGCGGCACGGCCGAAAUCAACACAGACUUCCAGAUUCCUAUCCAGUGCCACCAUUGGGAAUGUGGUUGAUGAUGAUGAUGAUGGUGCUCUUGAUGAGCUAGACAUUAUCAAGAUUGCAGAAGCACGGGCAAAAGGAGAGUCCUUGGGCUUGUCGUCAUCUGAAAUCAACCAUCAAGUGGCUACUGGGACCACCAAUAGUGAACGACCGUCUUCCAGGCCCACCGCAUCAACACUCAGAGGAGGCAGACGGGAUCCUGCCGAGCCACAUCAGAGAAUAGGCACGGCAUUAUCAGCCAACAAUAAUAAUGGUCUGGAAGAGGGAAGCAACAACGUCGAAUUGGCAAAAUUUUUGGAGGGAAGGGAAUUGGCAAAAGUUGUGGAAGCAAGGGAACGAGCUCUGACCCGGCAACAACAACAGCAGCAACACACCGAAACUGAUGGCAAUAGCCAGCAAGGUCAAGUCAUGAUGUCAACAGACAGAGAACAUCAAUACUCAACGUUUGCGCAAGGGAUUGUAAGACCUGCGCCAGCGCAAAAUACAAAUAGCAGACCGAUUCUCAAAUUUUUACGCAAGAGAGCACCUGCCGUCAACCAACAAGAACAGUUGGAAGAAGAAAUCAACACCAAUGGUCUAUGCAACGAGCAUAUGGGUCAGGCUGAAACAAACCAGAAUCCAGUCAUCAAUGAAAGCCAACCAGGCGCCUACUCGGGGGCUCCUGGGCUUCCCCUUCAACGGAAUCAGAAGCCGAGGUUUUCUCUGAUAGGAAUUGUGGGGACAACGCCAUCAUUUUCACCAUCCUCGGAAAUGGAGAUAUCUCAAGAAUCCACAGAGUUUCAAUCUACAAACAUGCCUGGCAGUCAAACUGGUUUGAUGGUGGCCAAUCUUGUUGCUGACCUAAGCCAGGAAAAUCUACAGUUGGCAGAAGAAUUACAAUCAAAUGGGAAUGAUAUUGAAGAGCAAAAGGUUGAGAGGAGUAAGCGUGCCAUGCUGACUGCGUCAAAAUGGCUGCUCUUGGGAGUCGUUCUCGUUGUGGCAGUUGUCCUGGCAGUGGUGCUAGGCACUAGAAAUAAGUCAGCAACCCCAGCAGAGGAGUUUGUAUCAAGUGUACCAACAACAUCUGCGAUGCCCUCCGUCUCCCCAUCAUCAAUGCCAACCGAGACACUACUGUCAGCCAGGUAUGAAAUUAAGGGGCUUUCAGAAAGUACGGCUGAGGCAAUUGGCAGGCCUGGCUCCCCACAACAACAGGCUUAUGCCUGGACAUUUCAACAUCCAGAAUUUGAUGAAAUGCCAAAUUGGCGGAAGCAGCAGUUGUUUGCGCUGGGAACCUUCUACUUUUCGUUUGAAAAUUGGCCAUAUGAUUACCAGUGGAUGGAUUACAGCAAUACAGAAUGUUCAUGGACAACAUACUUGGAUUCGCUUCAGUCUCAACCCGAAGACUCAGAUUACUUUCCAGAAGGGUAUUCGAAUUAUAUAUGUACCAGUUCAACAGUAUCGUCCAUUGGUCGACUAAAUCCUUUUGCCUCCAACUGUGAUGAGGAAGGUCAUUUCAAUUUUCUCAAGAUCAGGUUGUUGGGAGUUCAAGGGUCCAUACCACCAGAAAUUUUUCUCCUCACACACCUCACAAUAUUCGAUUUGCGUGAAGCUGGCAUCACUGGAACUAUCCCUUCAGAGAUCGGCAUGCUUUCCCUAUUGACAAACUUGAACUUACACAGCACUGGGAUCUCAGGUGCGAUCCCAUCAGGCAUUGGACAGACCAACCUGACUGGGCUCUACUUGAAUGACAACGCCGUAUCCGGCUUCUUGCCCUCUGAGCUGGGCUUGUUACCCUUCCUUAAACGCAUGGAUUUGCAGUCUAACAACAUUUCUGGCACAUUGCCAGCUGAUUUGGCAAAUUGUACCAGUCUGGUUAGACUAGAUGCCAGCAACAACUCCCUGGCAAAUUUAUCUUCCGAAAUUGGGCUUCUGACAACAGUGGAAUACUUGAUGCUGCAAGACAAUCAGAUUGAGGGAACAAUUCCGACUGAAAUUGGGUUAUUGACAAGCAUGUAUUACUUGUUGCUUCGAGACAACACAAUCAAAGGAGUGAUUCCCAGUGAAAUUGGGCUCUUAUCCAACUUGGUAUAUCUUAGCCUUGAGCGAAACUCAAUAUCAGGAGCUAUCCCUUCCACUUUUGAUCAGUCUAGUGUAAUACAAAUGGAUUUGCAGGGCAAUCAACUCUCUUAUAUCCCAAGUGAGAUUGGCCUCCUUGGUAACCAGGCUGGACAGCUGGAUCUAAGCAACAACCUCAUACUGACUUUGCCAAGUGAGUUGUUCCUCUUGACAAGCCUUUCUGUGCUUCAGCUCCACGGCAACCGAAUAGAGCAAUUGCCAAAUGAAAUUGACCAGAUGACAAAUCUGGAGCCUUGCUACAACUUCUUUGACGCUUGGCUGUCAUUGUCAAACAACAAGCUUUCUUCAAUACCCCCAGAAAUUGGAAGACUGACAAACUUGCGGACUUUCACUUUUCAACGCAAUCAGAUCUCAUCAUUUCCUGAUGUAAACUGGUCUAGCUUGCCACAUUUGCUGUCCAUCCAGCUCUCUCACAACUUGCUUGAGUCUACAAUUCCAUCAGAACUUGGCCUCCUUGAAGAGCUUGUAAAGCUUGAUCUGUCAAACAAUGCCUUGACUGGGAGCAUACCUCCAGAGUUGGGGGGGAUUGCAGAAAGUGUGGAAAGAUGGAACGACACACUUGGUGUGGCUUAUGAUGACAGAGUUGGGCGAGCUGACGAGUUUGGAAUUGGUGAACGUUUCAUUCAACCAAAUCUCUGGUCCGAUCCCAACGGAACUUGGGCAGAUCUUGACAACAGUUAG
Seminavis robusta is the source of this 3042-nucleotide messenger RNA. The record is from the annotation of a GenBank genome assembly. NCBI's taxonomy places the organism in Eukaryota, Bacillariophyta, Bacillariophyceae, Naviculales, Naviculaceae.